This is a messenger RNA of Rotaria sordida, 876 nucleotides long. Lineage: Eukaryota; Metazoa; Rotifera; Eurotatoria; Philodinida; Philodinidae. The record is from the annotation of a GenBank genome assembly.
AUGACUAAAAACCUUAUUAGCAAAUUUGAAAAUCUAUCUAAUGAACUUUUAUUUAAUAUAUUUGAAUAUUUAAAUGGUGAAAAGUUAUUUAAUGCUUUUCAUAAUCUUAAUUAUCGAAUUAAUAGGAUAUUGAAUGAUGAUCGUUUACUUAUGAAUAUUGUCUUUAAUCGAAUAUCGACGAUGGAAUCGGUAUGUAAUAUGAAUCAAAUUCAAUUUUUAAAUGUGGGAAGUUCAAAUUCAUAUUUUUCAUGGAUAGCCACAGAUUUACAGAAGUGUUCUAUUAUGCCACGUGCUUCUCGAUUAUCAAUUAAUAGUCCUUAUACACCUGAUUUAAUAGUUGGAUUAGUGUAUAUAAAAUCUCGAAUGCCAAAUCUUAUCCAUGUUACUGUUAAAAUAGAUGAAUUUCUGGCUCCAGCUGGUCAUCAUAUAGAAUUUCUUAUAGAAGGUCUGCUUGAUUUAUCUCAUAUUCGUAGAUUUUCGUUGAAAUUAACAUAUCAUACAAGUGAAAUUGUUUAUACUAAUUUCACAGGAAGAAAAAAAGCACCAUAUUUAGAACAUUUAUCAAUAAUUGGAUGCAAUAUUUCAUUACUAUCGAUUAUUGAUUUAAUUACAAAUUCACCUAAUUUAUAUUCACUUGAAAUGAAAAUUCAAAAACAUGUUCCAUGUCCAGAUUUUUCUGUUUUUCAACAAAUAACUAAAGCAACUCUUAAAUUUGUUGGAUUUAAUAAUGAUAAUUUUCAGGAUUUUUUUAGUUCUAUGACUCGUCUUAUUAGUCUUCGUCUUGAUGAUGAAACAUUGAUUUCAACAGCACGUCUCUAUGUAUCCAAUACAGUACAUAUAUCUAAAGCAUCAGUUGGAUAUUUCAAUUAUCGGUAG